Messenger RNA from Trichoderma virens Gv29-8, 2988 nucleotides. RefSeq lists its product as uncharacterized. Gene Ontology annotation, biological process: establishment of cell polarity. The transcript has 2 exons. Gene Ontology annotation, cellular component: cytoplasm; cell tip. NCBI's taxonomy places the organism in Eukaryota, Fungi, Ascomycota, Sordariomycetes, Hypocreales, Hypocreaceae. Gene Ontology annotation, molecular function: cytoskeletal regulatory protein binding. The record is from RefSeq and is a predicted model, not a curated record. The annotation marks the transcript as partial.
AUGCAGCCACAAGCUUCUGCCGCCCAGAGGGCCUAUUCGCAGCGGCGAUCCCCAGGUGUGAUGGAUCCUGGGCCGCCGCCAAAUGUUUCCGUGCGAGCCAUCUCUCCUGGCAUCCCGCCGGGCAACCCCCAGCGGGCAUCCAACGUUUCCAUCAGAUCCGCUCCGUCCAGCAGCGGUUCGAGGAGAACAACCCGCGAGGGUUCAUCCGGAUCGGGAAGCGGCUCCAACAUGCCCUUAUCGCAAAUCGAAAAGAGCGUCACUCAUCUCCUUGUAGCCACCAAGCAGCUCCUUGAGACGCUGACGCAAUGGUCGCGCGGCCAAGCAACCGAUGCGCAAGUCUCCGAUGUCUAUGUGCGAUUAGGCUACGAGUUCAACAUGGCUUGCCGGGCCUUUACGGCCAUCAACGUCGACACCUCCGACCUCGGUAACGUCCCCGAUCUACUACGAAGCAUUCUCGAGGCUUGCCUGAGCCAAGAAGCGAGCGCCGAGAGCUUGGAGAAAUAUCUGCCUAGGAUUCGAGAUAUCAUCAUCAACCUGCUCCAUGGUUUGAAGCGAAAACAACAGAGAUUGCGCCAGAAGCAAGGACGUGAGAGGGAUGGCUCUGCUGUACCAGAGAGAACUACCAGCGUCAGUACCGUCGGAAGUGGAAGCAGCGGCCUGACCAAUAUGCUGGAGGACACCCUGGAGAGCCACCGACCAAACUCACAUCGACCAGGAUCGGGUCCGCAGCAGAACGGUGGAUCAUCGCCCACGCGGCGCUUUACCGCUGAUCGAGACCAAUCUAGGAGUUCGGUUGCUUCAGAGCAGUCGUCUGCGUCAAGCACUACCAUGCAGAAUAUGCCCGUUGUACCACCAUACCCAACAGACGACUCGUCUCUGCCCGCAGGGCCACCGGCAGCAGAACUCAACAUCGACGCUUUUCCUCCGCCGCCACCGCCACCCCCGGAUAAGACUUCGAGUGCCCUGGCAGCGCUGCAAAAGGGCGGCGAUUUGGAGAGAAGGGCGUCCCGAAGAUACUCCCAGUACCAGAUUUCAAAGCAUCUUGGAGGAUCCGGAAAUGUCGUUCCCAUGCUACCCUCGCAAACCGGACCGACACCGAAUAGGGGAAGGAAAGAAGCAAGGGAGUCGUUACGGGCCGUCCAGUCGCGCGAAUCUGUCCGACAUAGUCGAACCGCAUCCCAAAUCAAGAACGGUUCCAGCUUUGACAACUCCCCUAUUCGAGUGCCUACUCGGGUAGAUGAAGAGACCUUGCCCAGCCAGCCGGCGGUGGUUGUGGAGAGCCCAUCUGUACAGAGUCCAGAUGACAAAUAUGCCCCCAGCGCGACUCUUUCCGGCCCUAUGACCGAUUCCAACCCCUUCAUGAGCGAAGCGCCACGCCCUGGAUCCAAGAAGGAGCAGAAAACCAAGCUAGACGAAGCCCCAACAUCAGCCCCUCAUCCCACAGAGUCAAAGCCAAACGAGCCCUACUUCCAGGUUUCGCCUCCUCCGACGCCGACGAAAGACCUGACACUCUUCCUCCAGUACAAAUCAAAGGUUAAGAAGAUUGUUUUGCCCGAAGGUCGCGACGAGCUUUCUAUUGGGCGCCUGCAGCUGGCAUUCAUCGAAAAGUUCUCCUGGAACACGCAGCAAAACGGAACCGACUUACCCGAGAUCUAUAUCCAGGAUCCCGUAUCCGGUGUGCGACACGAACUGGAAGAUCUAAGCGACAUCAAGGAUCGAACUGUUCUAGUACUCAAUGUGGAGCCGCUGGAUGAAGUUAAACGGCACAUCGAUGAGGGCAUGUUUGCGCUCACCAAGAUUGUUCGAGAGGUGAAGCAGAAUGUUGAUGACCAGGCCGUCACUCUCCAACGGGUGUCGGAUCGCCAACAGGAGGCAGCCAAGGAGAUGGCCCAGAUUGUCUUGGAGCAGGCCCAACAGGCGCCUGUGCGAGUUACAGACGGGUCGAAGACGCUCUUAGGAGCUGGCCGGAAGCUCGACAGUGGCCAGAUGGGAGAAAUUCAAAGCCUGCGGCGCGACCUCGCUGUGCUCCGUCAAACCUACUCAACUUUCCAGUCUGAGAUUCAGACUUCCAUGUCCACCCUUCGCACCAAGGCCGCCAAUGUCAAGUCUGUGGCUGUCAAGGCCGCGAUCCCUAGCAUGGAGGGAGAUGCCGGCUACGCCUAUGUCUCCAACGGUCGGAAGCAACUUAACGCCGACUCCGACCGAUUGGUGGCCAAGGUUGACGAUCUCCAAGAUUUGGUGGAAGACUUGCGAAAGGAUGUCGUGCACCGUGGUGUUCGACCACUGCCCCGACAGCUUGAAGGUGUUGCCAAGGAUGUUACAGCACUCUCUAAAGAGCUGAAGGCAAUGGAAGACUACAUGCACAAGGAGAAGCCAAUCUGGACCAAGAUUUGGGAGAAGGAACUCGAGGACGUUUGCCAAGGUCGUGAUGAGCUGCGCAUUAUGGAGGAGCUGCUUAUUGAUCUGCGCGACGACUUGGAGAAGGCGUCAGAGACUUUCACACUCGUUGAGCAGGCUACAAAAGAGCAGAUGAAGGACAGCGGAACGGGCCACAGCGCUAGCACUGCCCGCACCUUUUCUAAAGGCUUGAACAACCUUGGCAACAGCCUUGACCAGAACGCUGCCAAAGAGGAUAUGUUGGGAGAAGUUCGAGCCCUUCAGCCCAACCACCAGGACCGUCUGGAGGCAAUUGAGCGCGCCGAGAAGCUACGACAGAAGGAAUUGAAGAACCGCAACGACAAUGCACUUCACCGUGAGAUUCAUGCCUUUGUUGCCGAAGGCAAGCUGAAGAAGUCUGGAGGUUUCGAAGAAGUUGAGCGCGCACGAAUUGCCAAGGACGAGAAGAUUCGACGUGAGGUUUGGGAGCGGAUGAACGGUUAUGUCGCCGGCGAAGAUGAUGAGGAAGAGGAAGAGGAGGAGGAGGAGGAGGAAGAGGGCGAAGAGGAAGAAGAAGAGGUUGUGGACGAGGAAACCAACGGAGGCGCUGAC